Pogonomyrmex barbatus (red harvester ant) is the source of this 1591-nucleotide messenger RNA. Its product is annotated as polyprenal reductase-like. Lineage: Eukaryota; Metazoa; Arthropoda; Insecta; Hymenoptera; Formicidae. Gene Ontology annotation, cellular component: endoplasmic reticulum. Gene Ontology annotation, biological process: polyprenol catabolic process; dolichol-linked oligosaccharide biosynthetic process. Gene Ontology annotation, molecular function: 3-oxo-5-alpha-steroid 4-dehydrogenase activity. The record is from RefSeq and is a predicted model, not a curated record.
CGUUUUCCAGCAAGAGACACAGAAGGACACAGUGUAACACAGUGAAUCAUUUCAUUUUUGUUUAACAUUAACAAACAACAAGGAUUAAAUAAUUCACUGUGUUACACUAUGUCAAGUGUGUCUCUUGUUGGUAAACGCUCUGUAUCUAUUGUGUGUUCAACUCAUUGUCAGUGAUUCUAUACUGGAAUACUCAUUCAAAUGGAUGGGAACGAGACGAGCGAGAGGGAAAACAGUGUACAAGUCCCACCUCUUUUUUCGUGUACUAUUUAAUCUGAAAACAUCGACUUGAUCAACAGAGACGAUUAUAUUCAUAACCUCUUUAUAAAAUAGAAAGGAAAGUUGUAAGUUUUAAAUAAAAAUGGGUAGGUGUUGUGCUAUAAAAACUUGCAAGAAUUAUGAUCAAUAUGGUUUAGAAAUUAUUUUUCACAGCUAAUUAAAAAUAUAUGAUAAUUUAACAUAUUUUUUAUAUUUGUAAGAUAUAGUUAGAACAACGUGUUUGAUUAAAUCAAAUUAUAAUUUAUUAUAAUUUUAAAAUAUUAAGAUAGAGUCCAAUUUAUUUGGAUGACUCAAUGAAAUAAAUAAAAUAAUUUUAUUGUUUAGAUUACCAGUUUCUAAUGAAUUACGCCAAAAAUGGUUAAGUACAAUUUCUACGCAUUUAUUGAAAUUAAAUUCUGAAUUAAUACACAUAUGCAGCACACAUUUAUAUAUUACCUUUGCUAGGUUAGUAAAGCUGGAUGUUUGCGGAAAAGAACAUAAAAAGUCGCUGGCUAAUCAAAUGUCACUAGACAGAGAAGAGAAAGGAAUUGUACGCAACCUGUCUCUUUCUUUGGCGUACCCGGCUUUUAAACAUUGGAUCAUAUUGCCGGCGUUGUUGGUUCUGUUGGCGGAACCUUAUUUACCGCUCAUAUUCACUCGUGCUGUCCGCUAUGGAAAAUUUUGUGCAAAGGCCCAUCACCCUCUAAUAGAAAAAAUCGAAAUGCCCAAAAAAUGUUUGGGUCAUUUUUAUCUUCUCUCUGGACCAAUGUUGAUCGUUUUAUUUUAUUUAGCGCUAAAUAAAUACCUUUAUAAUGGAAAUAUACCUGAAAAUCUGCUUUCAUUACUAGAUAUAUUAUUAGGAGCAUCAAGAAAGCCCUUAGGUAUUUAAAAAAUUAAAUUUUUAAAUAUAUAUAUACAGGACGUUCCAAAAUUAUCCGCUUUUCAUUGAUAGAGUCUGUGGAAUAUUCUAACGGUGAAUUCAGUUGAAUGCAUUAAUGUGCAUGGGUGCACCUUAAAGACUGUUUUGUAUAUAAAUUGACAUAAAAGCAUAUGCAUUGCAUAUAAGCGAAUUGGACCGCGAAAUGCUCAAUGUAAUUAAUUAUAUUGUUUAUAAAAAUUUAUAUUGAACUUUUUAUGAAUAAAGAUAUUUAAUAUAAAAGAAAUUUAUAUUCUUAUGUCUAGAUAGAUUAAUGUACAACAAACUUUAAUCUGCAUCAAUACGCAUUAGCAUCCAACUGAAUUCACUAAGACAAAAACUUUUAUACGAAAAUGUUGAAACUAUAAUAAUUUUUAAACAGCAUUUAAAGUUAAUCAAUCGAUUUAUAAAGAAAUUGUA